CAUAUUUACUUAAGCACGUCAGUGACGUCAACGAUUAAACAUCGCAUAAGGUGAGUAGUAUUGAGUUUACGCGUUUUAUAUAAUUUUGCUCAAAAAAGCGUAUACAACAACAAAAACAGCAAAUCAAUUGUUCGGUAUGGAUGACCAUCUCGACAUGGAUUAUCGCGGGUACAAACUAGCGACCCCAAAUCGUCGGAAUGCAGUGAAAGAAAAGCCUUUCCCCAGUGUCGAAUUUUUAGCCUUUUUAGGGCUUCUCGUUUCUUUAGUGAUGAUUUUAGUGAAAACCUUCAGUUCCAUUGAAAAAGUUCCCGACAUCAAACUCAACCUGGAAUUAAUUCCAUUGCACGUAAUUGUUGAGAGUGGAGAAGCCGCUGUUUCAAAGUCCUGGGGCUUAAUAGUGCAGUUUCGUAGACCUCUGCAGGCCAUUGCUGCUGGCUUGCUGCUAACUUAUUGCACUUGGAUGUGCGUGUUUUUAGACUCGCAAGUCCCCGGCGUUUAUCCUCCCAGUCCUUUAUCGCCUCGCAGGGGUUCAUCGGGAAUAAGCAUGCAUUCUGGAUAUGCUUUCACUCUGAUUUUGGGCGUGCUUGCUGGCAGCUACAUAUAUUAUAAAGAUCUGUUCGGGUGAUGAAGAUAUGAGUGCGUUUAGAAACUUUCUACAAGUGUAAAGGAGUUUUUGUCGUGUUUUUUGGACACCACAGGGCAACUAUAUUUCCACCAAACCGACUAAAAUGUAUAUUCACUUAGUUUAAUGUCUGUUUGGUCUUUGUCUAUUAAAUAGGCAAAUUCGCAGACUAUGAUAAAUUGCAAAAUUGGGUCUAUAAGAAACUCCUUUCAAUUUGUGAUAGUCAAUAGUUAAUUUAUUUAUGUGUAAGAUAUUUACAGAGCCAUUGUCAAUUUUCUACUAAUAUUGUUUGUGAAUGUUAGCUCAAAGUAAAAUGUUUCACUUUUCUUAGAAUUUUAGGUUCUCUCAUUACUAUUGCCUGAUACGUGACAACAUACAUUUGUGUAUUUUCAUUAUAAAAAUUAUUAAAGCAGGUUUAUUGAUGAAA
Molecule: messenger RNA, 1049 nt
Organism: Dendroctonus ponderosae (mountain pine beetle)
Lineage: Eukaryota; Metazoa; Arthropoda; Insecta; Coleoptera; Curculionidae
Product: ADP-ribosylation factor-like protein 6-interacting protein 6
Exons: 3
Coding region: 137-625 (162 amino acids)
Source: RefSeq, a predicted model, not a curated record